CAACGAUGACUCCGCUGUUGCUCGUUGCAGCAGCGCUGGUGCUCAUAUGCGCCCCAUCGCCCCCGGCUGCCUUCGCGUCGCCCCCGGCAUUCCCGCGCGAAUCCCGACAGCUGUACACGCGCUCGAUCGCCCGCUCGGUGAUCGCCCAAGCGCCGUCGGAGAGCCGCCUCAUCGGCGCGAAGGGUGACCUGCCGCCCCUCAUCAGCCGCCUCGUGGACAACGCCACGGCCAUCAGGGAGGGCAUCGUCGAUACCUUCAGCUGCGACGGCAGGUAUUAUGGUUAUUACGCCGAUCAGGACAACGACUGUCAGAUUUUCCACAUCUGCGUGCCUAUGCAACAGCUGUUCCCUGAUUUGUAUGAUGAUACAGAUAUCCUGCAGUUCUCGUUCAUCUGUCCCAAACACACGAUUUUCACACAGGACGCGAUGGUGUGCGCGUGGCGCGACUCGGCCUUCCCCUGCAGCGAGGCCCACCGCCUCUACGACCGCAAUUCCAUGUUCUUCAUCGUCCCCGCCGAAGACGUGCGUCGCGAGCGCUCGGACGUCGAACAGGCGACGUCGGCGUCCGAUUCGGCCUCGACAGCCGCAGCGACGACUGUGACGUCAUCCACGACUACUACGUCAUCCACGACGACCCCAGCUCCCAUACGGAGAAGAACGUCAACCACUGAAGUAACUACGACCACGACCCCGACGACGUCAGUUCCCAUGAGGAGAAGGAGGACGUCGACCACCGAAGCGACGACCACGACUCCGAGCUCGACGACGCCACUUCCCAUUCGGAGAAGGACGUCAACCACUGAAGUAACUACGACCACGACCCCGGCGACGUCAGUUCCCAUUCGGAGAAGGACGGCCUCAACCACUGAGGCGACAACGACGGCCGUCAACAGAAGGAGACGAAGCACCACGACCUCGACAACGCCCGACCCCGACGCGGCGUGGACGACCGUCACCGAGAACGCCGAGCCCACCACGUUCCAGUUCCGGUGGCGGAGGAGGCCGUCCCAGCGGUCACUCUACGCGGUGUAGGGAGGCCCGGCAUUCACGAAGACAGACACAACGACGCGCGAAACAAACGAAAGAGAAUCUCGUUUCUCUUGCAUGUUUUGCGCGUUGAGCUUAGCUUAGAGCCGCCUUCAGGAGAUGCUUUACCGAUUGAUUAAUGUUUUAAUUAAUUGAUUGUACUUCUUCAGAAUUAUUUAGAUGGGCAUUACUUAUUGUUAAUAUUAGAUAUUUGCUUAGGUCAUACAAUUAGCAAGGAGAGAGAAUAACUGUGUAACAAGGAGGAGAAUGACAAGAAAUAUAAAGAAUGAGUGAGAGAGAGAGAGAGAGAAAGAGAGAGAGAGAGAGAGAGAGAGAGAGAGAGAGAGAGAGAGAGAGAGAGAGAGAGAGAGAGAGAGAGA
Penaeus chinensis is the source of this 1405-nucleotide messenger RNA. Its product is annotated as mucin-5AC-like. The record is from RefSeq and is a predicted model, not a curated record. The coding region runs from base 6 to 1031 and encodes 341 amino acids. The transcript is spliced from 4 exons. Gene Ontology annotation, molecular function: chitin binding. NCBI's taxonomy places the organism in Eukaryota, Metazoa, Arthropoda, Malacostraca, Decapoda, Penaeidae. Gene Ontology annotation, cellular component: extracellular region.